This is a messenger RNA of Metschnikowia bicuspidata var. bicuspidata NRRL YB-4993, 1476 nucleotides long. It is a transcript of the gene SSH1, whose product is annotated as Ssh1p. NCBI's taxonomy places the organism in Eukaryota, Fungi, Ascomycota, Pichiomycetes, Serinales, Metschnikowiaceae. Gene Ontology annotation, biological process: SRP-dependent cotranslational protein targeting to membrane, translocation; post-translational protein targeting to membrane, translocation. The coding region runs from base 1 to 1476 and encodes 491 amino acids. Gene Ontology annotation, molecular function: signal sequence receptor activity; ribosome binding; transmembrane protein transporter activity. The record is from RefSeq and is a predicted model, not a curated record. The transcript is spliced from 2 exons. Gene Ontology annotation, cellular component: membrane; Sec61 translocon complex.
AUGAGCAGAUUCCGUCUUCUCGACUUGGUCAAGGUCGUAUCUCCGAUCGUGCCUGAGAUUAACUAUCCCUUGGAAAAUGUCACGAUCGAUGAGAAGGUCGUGUUCACCAUUGCCAGCGCCUUGAUUUUCAUGCUCUCGCAGAUCCCCGUGUUUGGCCUCGUCAGAGACGCGCCAUUGAAGAUGACCGAUCCAUUUUUCUCAUUCAGACCGCUUUUUGCUAUGGAGCAGGGCUCGCUCUUGGAGUUGGGCUUGUUGCCUGUGCUCACGUCGGCAUUUGCAUGGCAACUUGCGGCCGGCUUGAAGCUUGUGCGCGUGAAGUUUGCCUUUGGGGUCGACCGUGAGUUGUUCCAGCUGGCUCAGAAGGUCACCAGCUUGCUUUUGAGCGCGGUGUUUGUUGUGGCCUUGAUUGUGUCUGGCUACUACGACCCCGUGGUGCGCGGCGCCUCGCACGAGUCUAACGCGUACGGCUCCUACGCGUUGAUUUUUGCCCAGGUUUUCGGCUGGAACGUCGUGUUGACUUUGAUGGUGGAGGUUCUCGACAAGGGCUACGGCUUUGGAUCUGGUGUGUUGUGCUUCCUCGCGUUGAACGCCGCCACCAGUCUUGUGAGAGAUGUGGUGGGAUUGGAGCUUGUGUCGCUGACCCCGGAUGGCGUGCCUCAGACCUACGGCGUCAUCGCUUACUUGGGUAAGAGCUUGCUUUCCAUGGAACUCUCUACCAUCAAGGAGGCUGCCGUGGGUAUCUUUAUCCGCUCGGGCUACCCCAGCAUUGGCAUGGUGCUCAUUGCCGUGGCUACAGGGCUUGCCGUGAUUGUAUUGCAGAACUGCCGCUUGGAGUUACCUGUGCGCUCCAACCGCGCCAGAGGAAGCGCCAACAUUUACCCGAUCCGCUUGUUGUACACGGGUGCUUUGCCUGUGGUCUUUGCCUUCACCGUGGUCGCCAAUGUGCAAAUCUUGCUCCACUUCUUGGCGGCCGCCGUGGCGCCGUUCUACCCGCUCGUUGCCUCGAUGCUUGCUUCACGCGAUGCUUCCGGCAAGCUUGUGUCUGGCUUGGCGUUCUACUUCAGCAGCCCUGCUUCGUUGACUGCUUCGCUCUUGUCACCCAUCAGAGCAGUGGUGUACACUGGCUCCAUUGUGGUCUUGGCGUCUGCUUUUGCCAUCAUCUGGGCGGAUAUCUCUGGUUCUGCCCCAAGGGAUAUUGCGAAGCAGUUCAAGAGCCAGGAAAUCGUUAUUUCUGGUAAGAGAGAUGUGUCCAUAACAAAGGAGUUAUCAAGAACAAUCCCUGUGGCUGCUGUCUCGGGUGCUGUUUCUUUAGCUGCUUUGGCCUUGGUCGGUGAGUUGCUCGGCGCCUCGGGAAAGACCGUGUCUGUCACCGUCGGUAUUGUGUCCGCAUUUUCGGUGUUGGAAGACUUUAUGAACGAGCUUCAACAAAGCGGUGGCUCCUCGCAGUUUGUAGGAUCCAUGGCUGGCUUGAAGUAG